This is a messenger RNA of Hippocampus comes (tiger tail seahorse), 1694 nucleotides long. RefSeq names its product uridine monophosphate synthetase (gene umps). The coding region runs from base 199 to 1662 and encodes 487 amino acids. NCBI's taxonomy places the organism in Eukaryota, Metazoa, Chordata, Actinopteri, Syngnathiformes, Syngnathidae. Gene Ontology annotation, biological process: 'de novo' UMP biosynthetic process; 'de novo' pyrimidine nucleobase biosynthetic process. Gene Ontology annotation, molecular function: orotidine-5'-phosphate decarboxylase activity; orotate phosphoribosyltransferase activity. The transcript has 10 exons. The record is from RefSeq and is a predicted model, not a curated record.
GCAGCGAAAACAAAAUACAUCGAUUCCCACCCGCUCUCGUUCCACAUUUUAAAAAUAGUUAAAACUUACGCGAGAUGGAAAAUCUUAUGUUGAGGCGAGCAGAAGCGGAAGUAGGUGGGCUCCCCUCCGCUAGCUUGGUGGAAGUCGUGUUGACGUCUCAAGUUAGCAAGAGCAGUUCAACUCCACUGAGCGACAAACAUGGCCAACAAUUGCAUGGACGCGUUUAUUCUGAAGCUGCAAGAUGUGAACGCGGUCAAGUUUGGCGAGUAUAAGCUCAAGAGUGGCUUGAUGACGCCCAUUUACAUCGACCUGAGGGUCCUCGUGUCCCACCCGGCUCUCUUGAACCAGGUGUCAAAGCUCAUGUACCAAAGAGCUCAAGAUGAGAGUCUGCAGUUUGACUCGGUAUGUGGUGUUCCCUACACUGCCUUGCCCAUGGCCACCAUUAUCUGCUCCACACAUGAGCUGCCCAUGCUCAUCAGGCGCAAGGAGGCCAAGGACUAUGGAACCAAGCGUCUGGUGGAGGGCUCGUAUAAAGAGGGAGAUACGUGCCUCAUCAUUGAAGACACGGUGACCAGUGGCAGCAGCAUCUUGGAAACGGCUGAAGUGCUGCACAAAGAAGGACUGAAGGUGACAGAUGCCAUCGUGCUGAUGGAUCGCGAGCAAGGCGCGGUGGACAUGCUGGCUUCCAAGGGCAUCCGGCUCCAUCCCAUCAUCUCCAUGUUCAAGCUGCUCGAUGUGCUCAAAGCCGCCGAGCGCAUCGACGCGCACACCGCCCAGAGCGUUCGCAAGUUCAUCCUGGACAACAACACCUUCAGCGUCAAGGAGGAGAAUGGAAAUGAUGACCCGGCAUCGAAGAAGCAACGUUUGGAACGCGGCUUGGAGCUGAGCUAUGAAGCCAGAGCCAAACUGCCAAAUGUUCACCCUCUGGCGUCGAAGCUACUGACCGUCAUGGCGGAGAAGCGGUCCAACCUUUGCCUGUCUGCGGACGUCACGAGCGGCGAGGACCUGCUGCAGCUCGCAGACGCUCUGGGUCCGAAGAUUUGCGUAUUGAAGACCCACGUCGAUAUCUUGAAGGACUACACUGAGGCUUUCAGCCAGAAGCUGCAGGCCGUCGCUGAGAAGCACAACUUCCUGAUCUUCGAAGAUCGCAAGUUCGCCGACAUUGGGAACACGGUCAAGCAUCAAUAUGAAGGUGGUUUGUACCGCAUCUCGUCGUGGUCCCACAUCGUGAACGCUCACCCGGUGCCAGGAUCCGGCGUUGUGAGGGGCCUGGCGUCUGUCGGGCGGUCCCUGGGCCGAGGCUGUCUGCUCAUCGCGCAGAUGAGCUCGCAAGGCUCGCUGGCGACCGGCGAGUACACCGAGGCUACGGUCAAAAUGGCCGAGGAGCAUUUUGACUUUGUCAUCGGCUUCAUCUGCGGCUCGAAGAUCACAAAGAGGCCCGAGUUCAUCCACAUGACCCCCGGAGUGCGAAUGCAGGCUGGAGGAGAUGUCCUAGGCCAACAGUACAACACCCCAGAGGAGGUAAUCUACAACAAGGGCUCUGAUGUCAUCAUUGUUGGACGCGGGAUCCUGGAGGCCUCCGAUAGGCUGGCCGCUGCCGAGGCUUACAGGAAGUCCGGCUGGGAGGCGUACACACGGAGGACGGGGACGAGUGAGCAAUAGGAGCUCAACUCAAGGGAUUUCGUUUUCACUUU